CUUUUGGAUAUCCCGGCGGAUUAGGGGGUUACCGCCUAUAAAAUUCAAAAACGCCCCGUAAGAAGUUAGUUUUUAAAUCAUUUUCAAGGAAAACAGUUCACCUACAAGCUCCAAAGGACCCCGCCACAAUGCAAGUUUUUGUGAAAACCCUUUCGGGUAAAACCAUUACUCUUGAAGUUGAAUCCACAGAUAAAAUAGAAACAUGUAAAGCUCAAAUAGAGGAGAGGGAGUAUAUUUUACGAGGCCAGCAGGAGCUGAUAUUUGCUGGCAAACAACUUGAAGAUGGACGCAGGUUAUCAGAUUAUAAUAUUCGGAAGGAGUCAACUCUACACCUUGUUUUACCAUUAAGAGGAGGAGGAAUGCCAGGAAUUAUAGAACCUACCCUGAGAAAGUUAGCUGAGAAAUAUAACUGUGAAAAAUUAAUCUGUCGCAAGUGUUAUGCUAGGUUGCACCCAAAAGCAACGAAUUGCAGAAAGAAAAAGUGUGGCCACAGUAAUGACUUACGACCCAAAAAAGAGCUCAAGGAUUUCAAAGGAAAAUGCUGAUUGUAAUAAAUAUUCGUUCGCAGUAUGCAGAUCUAUUUAUAUAUAUUGAAAGUUUAUAUUUCGUAAAAUUGUAAAUAUUUUUUACUUAUUGAAAUUUAGAUUAGAAAAAAUUAAAUCAAUCAGUAAUUGUACCCAAUUUUUCUCAAUAAAAUGUAAAUAGAAAUUGCCAUAAUCAAACAUGCUCAAAGGUGGAACUUCAAUCUAUAUUCUUCCACCUCCAAGGGCAAAAUUGAAAACUAUACAUACCACCAAUUUGAGAAAAAAUGUUUCGAAUAUAUUUCUUUACCGGAAAUAAAUGUUUCAAAGACAAACAUUUUUUAAGGGAAAAGUAACAGAAAUAUUAAAAAACAUGAAUACAAAAAAUAUCUAUUACUACAAUGAUACUGUCCAUAGUGUCAUGUGUCAUGUCAUGUCUUGUCUUUAGAGAUGUUUUCUGGCGUUUAUAGCAUUCAAGCAUGUUAUUCAAAAACGAUUCGUAGUGACGUCAGAUGUCAAAAUAAAUAAAGACAAACAUUUCAAUUUUCUCUAAUCUCAUUUAGAAUCGGAUUUAUGCAAGUAAUAAUUUCCCAGCUUUAUUUUGUACAAUCUUACAAUGUAUUUGAUAAAAUUUUUUCAGCAUUUUAUAAACUAUAACGAUCAAAAUAAAGCAGAAACUGACAUAAUAUAACUUCAAAUUCCGUUUCAAAACCACUUCACGCUAGUUUUGUGUAGUUUGUAAACGAACUAGGUCGGAAGAGCGAUCUUAUGAAUGAACUAUACGAACUAGUUCGCAGACCCGUCACUCCUUAGUUCGUCAGUUCGACGGCACUGAGGCAAGAAAUCGAGAGUAUCGAGAGAAAUCCAUGUUUUAUUUUUUUUAUUUAAUGUUUCUUAUUUCUUAACACAACGCAUAUGACGUUACUGUUAAAAUAAAACCAAGACUGUAAUGUUUUUUUAUGAGGAAAUGUCUGAAUUUAUUUUUAAGUGGGUAAGAACAUACCAGUUUUUCUGUGUCAUCAUUAGCAGAUAGAUAAAUACAAAUUAAUGUGUACUAGAUAGGUACUAAUUCCAAAGAUUAAAAAAUGAUUAUUUACAAACAGG
Messenger RNA from Leptinotarsa decemlineata (Colorado potato beetle), 1625 nucleotides. Its product is annotated as ubiquitin-ribosomal protein eL40 fusion protein. Gene Ontology annotation, molecular function: protein binding; structural constituent of ribosome. Gene Ontology annotation, biological process: translation. The record is from RefSeq and is a predicted model, not a curated record. NCBI's taxonomy places the organism in Eukaryota, Metazoa, Arthropoda, Insecta, Coleoptera, Chrysomelidae. Gene Ontology annotation, cellular component: ribosome.